CUUUAAGCCGCCAUCUUGUGGAAACGCCUUGAGGAGGAAGCGACGACCCUGUCGGCGUAGCUUUUGGUGAGGCGUUUUCGGCACGUUUCUCGUUAAAGAUUUCGGCUUAAGUAAUUAACUAAGCGAAAUAUAUCAUACGCCUGCCGAGGUAACGAGGUGAAAAUAACCGCGUGGUCGAUUCUGGGAUUUCUUCUUAAAAGAUCACUGUUUGUAUCUUGUCAAACAUGGGAAAUAUAUUUGCAAAUUUAUUCAAAGGCCUCUUUGGCAAAAAGGAAAUGCGAAUCCUGAUGGUGGGUCUUGAUGCUGCUGGAAAAACUACUAUUCUUUACAAACUUAAGCUUGGGGAAAUUGUAACCACCAUUCCGACUAUAGGUUUUAACGUUGAGACAGUGGAGUACAAGAAUAUAAGUUUCACAGUGUGGGAUGUUGGUGGCCAGGAUAAGAUUCGACCUCUGUGGCGCCAUUACUUCCAGAACACACAGGGUCUUAUCUUUGUCGUGGACAGCAAUGACAGAGAGCGAGUGAACGAGGCCAGGGAGGAGCUCAUGCGGAUGCUGGCUGAAGAUGAGCUGAGAGAUGCCGUUCUAUUAGUAUUUGCUAACAAACAGGACCUCCCAAAUGCCAUGAAUGCUGCCGAGAUCACCGACAAGCUGGGACUGCAUUCUCUGCGUCACAGGAACUGGUAUAUCCAGGCCACCUGUGCCACCAGUGGUGAUGGGCUCUAUGAAGGACUGGACUGGUUGUCCAAUCAGCUCCGAAACCAGAAAUAGCUCCCUCCUCCGACCUGCCCCCUCUCCUCUGCAUCUUCUCCUCACUCUUGCUUUACUUCUCUGAUGUUGCAAACUGCGCUACUUUGUGGUAUCGAAUGCCGGAAGCUGUCCUCAUUUCAUCUCUCGUCAAUAUAAAUUAUGAGCCACUCGUUUUUGUUUUGUUUUUUUUUGUUUUUUUGCAAGCUUUGGAAGUCAGGAUUCUUAUUUAAUGUAAAUAGUCUUUUCUAGUGAGGCUGCUUCUGGCACUCUUAUGCAAUAUGUACUCUGCCUUUCCGUUCAUGUUCCUGCUGUACUCUUGGACAGACCUGCAUUGUAUGUAGUCCUGGAAAGGGAUAGAAGCAGCCCGCCGAUGCUCUCUUAAACAUCCACGUGGUCGCUGUAUUGGCCAGCCUUUCCACGUUAUUUUGAGUACACUGAAACAUUUUCCCCUCUUAUUUUUGGUUGGGUGCCCGGUACCACAGUGAAACGGCACAUCCUUGUAAAACACUGAAAGAAAUGGAAGAACUCGGAGGCGGGCGAUGAACCACUCGUAGCAAUGGUUACCCUUCAUGAAAGUAUGUCCUGGCUUUGGUGAUCUUACCAGACAAAGCAUGAAUCUGCUUAGUGCGCCCUGUGUUAAUAGUAUGUUACGCUGUUAUGUUUCUCGAUUAAAUGCAUCCAAGUCAACUUUAUAAAAAAAAAAAAACAAAAA
Messenger RNA from Brienomyrus brachyistius, 1461 nucleotides. It is a transcript of the gene arf1, whose product is annotated as ADP-ribosylation factor 1. Lineage: Eukaryota; Metazoa; Chordata; Actinopteri; Osteoglossiformes; Mormyridae. The transcript has 5 exons. Bases 225 to 770 code for a protein of 181 amino acids. Gene Ontology annotation, biological process: intracellular protein transport; vesicle-mediated transport. Gene Ontology annotation, cellular component: cytoplasm; plasma membrane. The record is from RefSeq and is a predicted model, not a curated record. Gene Ontology annotation, molecular function: GTP binding; GTPase activity.